GGAGGUCAGUUUGGAGUUAGUUAGUUAAUUAGUUUGUCUCUAGAGAAUGAGUGUAAGUCAAGUCAUUGUCUUAUCUGAUGAAUCUUGGUGUCUGAUUGACAUAUUUCUUGCGCUUGUUGUUUCUGUAUAUGUUGAGCAGAACGGAGAAAAUCUACCCACAUUGUUGUCUUGGUUGUGACAUCACACCUUUGUGACUACUUAAGUUGGAUGACGCCGACACAAGCCAUCUAUGGCAUGUGUGGCCGGACGAGCUGCACAGCCGUUUCUCAUGCUGGAUACAAAAUUAAAGGAUCAAACUCAAAAGUGAUAAUAACGGCUUGUACACUGGACCAUAAUGCCUCUCAAGCCUCUGAAGAAAAGCCUGAAGAAGUCCAACUCAUAUGACGUCCAACUGUAUGAAGACCCAGACACGUUACUGGGUGCUGUCACCGAUGAAACCCAGCAAGAAGUUAAAGCCAAACCUGUGCCUCGACCCUGGUCUAAAAUAAAACUAAAGGCCAAGUGCGACACCAGCAACAACACCACUGUUGACUCUGUGGACAGAACCAGCGAUACAACCAAUGCAGAUAGCUCACAACAACCUGCAGACCACAAGAAGCCUCAGCCUGUUCCUCCUCUUCCCAGACCACCAAUGAGCAAAUAUGUGAACUUGAGUAAACCCCCAGCAGAAGGCCAUCAAUGCGUGAAUUCAAAUCCCAAUACAGCUUUGAAUCCUCCAGCAACGAGUACUGAAACAAUAAAAUGUCCUCCACCUCCACCGCGGCCUGCAUUCCCUCCUCCUCCUCCCUCCAACUGUAUCUAUAAACCACUGUCUACAGUGAGGCCAGAACCUGAGAUUUUCAAUGAUGGGAGUUGGCAAUCCAGAUCUUCGUCAGCAGCUUUCUCGGUUGAGGAAGUAGGUCUCUACUGGACUCCUGAUCAUUCAACGGACUUAUACUACCCAGACAGACCUGCAGUUCCAGCUUGGCAGCCCACCCUUCCACAUUCAACCGGACCUCCGCUACCUCCAUUCAGGCCACCUUCAACAAGAACAUUACAGCCAGAGUCAGAGAACACCGUGCAUCCUGAUUAUUUGCCAGUUCUGCCAGAUACUGAUGAACAUGUGACGGUGAGAGUGUGUGUCUGUGUGUGUACACUCUAAAAAGUAUCUUAUAUUUCUGUAUUAGAGUAUUUAGAGGCUUUAGUUUAGUUCUGAUCUGUUAAUCUAUUGCUGUGUUCACCUGCAAAUGAACUGGGAUUUAUCCCGAUUAAAAGCUUAAACAGGUUUUUAUGAGAAAAAUCGUCUCUCGCAACAUUUUGUUUAACGAGAAAAUGUUUUCCCUCAGGACAUCAAAAUGAUGCUGAGAUGGUUGCAAAGAGAGUCAAAAUCUCAUUUAAUGGCUCCGUCAUUCUAUGGGCUCAGUUUAGAGGAAGAAAUCAGAUCAUUCAAUGAGAGAGCCAUGAAUGUGAAAAAAGCCCUCCGUCUCUACAACCUUCUCUUGAUGAAACGCAAGGAAACCCUGCAGGAGAUCAUCACAGAGUUCAACUCCAUCUGCCGCAGCCUGGACAAGGUGCAGAAGAAAACCCAAAAAAUUGAAUCCGCGGGAGUGGUGGCUAUAGUAGUAGGUGUUGCCAUGGUGCCUUUUACCUUGGGUCUCUCGCUGAUUGCUAUGGCUGUUGGUGUUGGUAUGGUGCUUGGCGCCAAUGCUAAGGCCAAAAAGAAGUCUGUGAAUAAGGCGAGAGUUGAAACGCUGGCGUUCCAAUAUAUAAACGAGGUUGGCGACCUGGAGCGAUGUCUGGACUUUAUCCUCUCUGGGAUGGACUUUAUCCUCUCUGGGAUGGACGAGCUGCGAAGGCACGACCUUCCCAGGUUGCAGAGGGCCAGAGUUCAGGCUGAUGCAGUGAAUAUGGCACACCUGUCCAAGUAUGUGCUCACAAACAAUGCCAGGAAGGGUUCUGCAAACACCCGGCUGGCGUCGCCUGAGAAACUGCUUAAGGCUUUUAUUCAUGAACUGGAUCAGUACUUCACAAAAAAGGGUGGUCAGAAGCUGAAGAAGUCAAAUGAGAGCAAGUUUUCUGGUAGGGUUCACCUGCUGGCUGAAAAUCUGCAGGAUGACCUGGAUCACAUGAACUCUUUGUGGGAAACGUUCGAAUUGUAUGUGUGACAUAGAGUGAGCAAGCUAUGUGUUGUAAAUGUUUCAAUCGGUGGAAUUUGUGAUUAAAUGCCUAUUAUAUUUUGAGAAAUAUGUCAUAUUCCCAGAACCUAAUGUGUAUGUGCGAGUAUCAUAGUGGGUUAUAUUUUAUUUUACCAUAUUUCCAACCAAGUGCACGUUAAAACAACACCAUUUGACAAAAACAAAAGAUAGAGUGUAACAGUAUUGUAGAUGUUACCUUGAUACCUUGUAGAGGAACCUUGUCCCUUUCUUAUUUUCUAUAUUUUCUACCUCAAUAUUUUAUUCUAUUGUAUUUUUAUUGUAUUCAAAUAUACUGGACUGCUGUGAUGACCUAAUUUUAAUUAAUAAAGAUAAAUCUAUCUAUUU
Larimichthys crocea (large yellow croaker) is the source of this 2519-nucleotide messenger RNA. Its product is annotated as extensin. The transcript is spliced from 10 exons. The coding region runs from base 335 to 1141 and encodes 268 amino acids. Gene Ontology annotation, cellular component: extracellular region; membrane. Gene Ontology annotation, molecular function: lipid binding. NCBI's taxonomy places the organism in Eukaryota, Metazoa, Chordata, Actinopteri, Sciaenidae. The record is from RefSeq and is a predicted model, not a curated record. Gene Ontology annotation, biological process: lipid transport; lipoprotein metabolic process.